Messenger RNA from Jatropha curcas, 1461 nucleotides. RefSeq names its product pfkB-like carbohydrate kinase family protein. NCBI's taxonomy places the organism in Eukaryota, Viridiplantae, Streptophyta, Magnoliopsida, Malpighiales, Euphorbiaceae. The record is from RefSeq and is a predicted model, not a curated record.
CAAAGCAAAGAGGUUGAAGAGAAGGGGGGGCAAGCCAGUAGGCAUCAGAGACAGAGAGGUAAAGAAAGGAAGAAGAGAGAAUUUGGUUUUUAAAGAUGGGAGCAGAAGCAUUCCCCAACAACGGAGACAUAGAGAUUGCUUCAGCUGCUUCUCCUCAUCCUCUCAUAAUGGGUCUCCAGCCUGUCGCCCUCAUAGACCACGUGGCCCGAGUCGAUUGGUCCUUGCUCGAUCAAAUUCCCGGUGACCGCGGUGGCUCUAUUCCCAUUGCAAUUCAAGAGCUUGAGUACAUUGUAGGAGAGGUGAAAAGUCAUAUGCUUGUUUCCCCUGAUGAUGCCUCUUCUUUGAAGACAAUUGCCGGGGGCAGUGUAGCCAAUACCAUUCGAGGACUUAGUGCAAAUUUUGGAGUUUCUUGUGGAAUUAUUGGGGCUUAUGGGGAUGAUGAGCAAGGCAGUUUGUUUGUAUGUAAUAUGGGCUUUAGUGGGGUCAAUCUAUCCAGAUUGAGAAGGAAGAAAGGACCAACAGGCCAGUGUGUUUGCCUGGUUGAUGCAUUGGGCAAUCGUACAAUGCGACCUUGCCUCUCAAGUGCUGUCAAAGUUCAGGCCGAUGAAUUGACAAAAGAGGACUUUAAGGGCUCCAAGUGGUUGGUAAUGAGAUAUGGAAUAUUCAAUAUAGAAGUUAUUAAAGCAGCUAUUCGAAUUGCCAAGCAAGAGGGUGUUUGUGUCUCAUUGGAUUUGGCUAGUUUUGAGAUGGUUCGAAACUGUAGGUUAUCACUCAUUGAGUUGCUAGAAUCAGGGGAUAUCGACCUUUGUUUUGCUAAUGAGGAUGAAGCAAUGGAGCUAUUGAGAGGUGAACAAAAUGGUGAUCCUGAGAUUGCGCUGGAAUUCUUGUCCAAACAUUGCAAAUGGGCUGUAGUGACUCUAGGUCGUAAUGGGUGCAUAGCAAAGCAUGGAAAAGAGACUGUUCGGAUUCCAGCUAUUGGGGAAGCAAAGGCAACUGAUGCCACUGGAGCAGGAGACCUAUUUGCUAGUGGAUUUUUGUACGGACUGGUCAAGGGAUUAUCUUUGGAGGAAUGUUGCAAGGUGGGAGCAUGUAGUGGUGGAUCCGUGGUCCGCUCCCUUGGGGGAGAGGUGACCCCUGAGAAUCGGCAAUGGAUGUACAAGCAGAUGCAGAUCAAGGGCCUUCCUAUUCCUGACAUCCGCAAUUGUUGACUCAACUUGCAUACAAAUGAUUUCUUUUCAAUCAAUUGCUAUCAUUUAGCAUGUCCUAUGGGGUAGAAGAGGCAGCUAUGGUUGCAUUUUGGGCUAAUUUUAUGAUUACGAGACGAAUGUUUCUCUGCUGUAUUGAUUCUUGAAAACUAAGAAGGCUCUUUUAGAGAGCUAAAUUCUUGUGUGCGCAUAUAUAGUGAACUAUUAACAAGGGAGACAAGAUUUACCUGUAUACCAGACAAACAUUUAUGCUUAA